GAUUUCGCUACCUACUCUUUCGUGACGGGAAAACAGCUUGUUUGUCAAACGACCAGCGGUGGCAGUGAGACAAUUAUUUGUCGGGGUUUUGUUCAAUUUCCUUAAAUUCAAAAGGAGAUAAUUUCCAUUCUUUAAGUGCCAUGCCUGGCUGAUCGUGAAGUUGUCUAAAUAUAGUCUACUCCAAGCGCAAAACCGGUUCUGAAAAGAUUUGCAUAGCGUGUCAUAUUUACGGUCGGACCCUUUUGCAUAACAAUACCUGGAAAGGAUUAACAAUAUAUUCGGCGUUUAAAGACUUACAGACACAACAGGAACAGAAAGUUUGACAAAUGGUUCCAGAUUGGUGCUCCGCGUAAACACAGAUCAACAAAAUGGUCAUUCAACGGGAGGAACAGGUGCUCGUUCGGAAACGGGUUCUGUACAUCGGAAGCUCCGUCCCCAUGGAGACUACAGAGGGUCUGGAGGCCGUUCAGCAGCCCCUUCGUGACAGAUAUCCAGUCGGCGACAACGCCCAAAUCCAGGGUAUCGACACAUGGAUUAGUAUUUUGCCAUCUGGAUUACAAAUUCAAUACGUUAAAGACUCGAACACUGUUAUACUGUUUCCUAUAUAUGCCUUGACAUUAUGUGCAGGAGUCCGACAGGUGCGCUCCGUUAAUGGUGCAACGGGAGAGAUGACGUCAAAAUUUGUUUCGCUAACGUCACAACAGGCAAAUGGUUCGUAUACCAAGAAUCCUGCCGUCUUCACAGCAAUUACUCGCAGGACAAAGGGGAAAAAAGUGUUGGAAUGCCAUGGUUUCUUAUGUGCAAGUGAUCAAGAUGCUUUGGAAUUAGUGAAAGCAACCAAGUUUGUUGAUGCUAAACACAAGCAAUCAGGAAACAAAAGCAACCGUAACUCGUUUGUAGCGCCGUCUCAAACACAAAUUCCACAAAGUACCCGAAUUGAACCGGCUAUCAACGGAGGUAUUCCAAACGGGAUUAAUGGAAAUGGUAGUGUCAGAAAAACUGAUUUUGGUGCACCAGGACAGGGUGAAGUGCGUCUUCAAAGCGGCGAAGCGGUUGAAAAUGUCAGAGAUGCUGCUCCGGAAUUCUACGACCCAGUCCCAACCCAGGGAUACUUCUACAGCGGUACUAAUACUGAGGUAAAAAAAUACAACCUCGAAAAAAUAGGUGAAAAAGCUUACUCUGACAUUGGACCUUCAAGAACACCUCGCCCGAUGCCCCAGCGUCCACAGCACCCUACUAUUUCGGGGCGAGGUGGACCUGUGCCACCACCAAUGGUCAUCCCUGGUCCUCGUAUUAGGGGUCCACCUGGGAGACCCCCCGUUAUGAUGCCAAGUCGACCCAUGAUGGUCGGUCCCAGACCAAGAUUCUUUUCACCACCGCCUCUGAUGCGGAGACCAAUGUAUGGUCCUCCACCACAAAUGCGCAUGCCACCCGGAGCAAUGAUGUAUGGUCCACCACCGCCGCCUAUAUAUGUCAGGAGACCGAAACAACGUCAGCGAUCCGGAAGUCGAUCUAGCUCUUCAUCCCGAAAGUCCAACGCUGAAAAAGAACCAGAUGAAACUGCCCCUAAGAAAAUGGCAAAUGGGGAUUCGGAUUCCGGUAGUGAUAUUUCUGGAUAUAGACCACCCACUCCACCCCGCGAUUAUGAGAUGAAUCUCGAGGACAAGAAACGGGAGCGUUUGAGUAGACGUGAUAUGCACGACCGCAGACAUCGUCGUAGUCGAUCUCCUGACAACCAAAGUCCGCCUAGAAUGAUGUAUCAAGGAUAUCCACCAACCCCUUAUAUCCAUCCCGUGUACGGUCCCAUUUAUCCAACACCCUUUGGCUAUGGGAGGUCAAGGUCAGUCCCACCUCCGAUGCGAUAUCCUACUAACGUGAAACCAAAGAAAAAGGGGAAAAAGAGCAAGAAGAAAAAUCGCGAUCACGGCCCUCCCAUGGAAAAUGGAAUGACGGGUUACAAUUCUGAAGUACCCAUUGGCGCCUACCCACCACCUGGAGAAUUUGAUUCUCAGCUUCGUAGGCCACGCGACUUCCGGCGAGAGGAGAACCAGUUUUUGAAUGAAAAGUCGUUUUCUAAGAGUAUGCAACAGCAGCAUCGUGCAUCUAAAGGCAGGUCAGGCGAAGACUACUACCCUUCAGCAUAUGAACUGAACACCGCGCUGAAUGAGGACACACGUCAACUGGAGUCGGAAUUCAUUUACUAAUUCGUGUUUUUGGUGAUAUUAAAGUGAAGUUUUAUAGCAUGGAUAUAUUAAACAAAACACGAUACUGCUAGCAUUAUCAUUCAAAUCAGUUUUGUAUAAAGUUCAUAUUUUAUUUUAUUGACACUUUAUUUUGUGCAAUGUCGUUAUGCUUCAGUUGUGCCCCGAUUAUGGCUGAAUUCUUUCUGGUAUCAAGAUAAUGUUUGGUUUUUUUUAUUUUUUAUUUCUGAUGUCGCAAUUUCAAGUGUGGAAUUUUUUGACAUUAGAUUAACUGGGGAGGGAUAUUGAAUGUCUACACUCUUUUAACAGCAAGCGGUCUUUGUUCAUGUUUUAAAUGUAGUGCCUUGAGUCAUUUAUCACCCAUCUCUGCCAUCGAGCGUGUGUAUAUACAUCGCAUAGUUGUGUGUGUGAUAUUUUUACAACACAUGCCAUACUUUGAAAGCAUUCUUGAAGCAUUGUAUCAAAUAAUCAUUCCAUAUCUUGUUAAAUUGUUAUUCAUCCAAAUCUUGGAAGUUCUCUAUAUGUCUAUAAGCUGUGUAAGUUUAUCCAAUCACUGUUUUAAUGUAUACAGACGCAAAGUGAAUUUAUGUACAUACCAGUGUUUUCAUUAUAUUCGACCUGAUGUAUGCUAAUUAAUUUUAUAGAGUGGCUUACUUCUAAUGCUCCACGAUAUAUAACUGAGACAGUUGUCACUAAAGACUUGAGAUUUUGCGAGGCCAUUUACCUCAACUAGAACAAUUCGUUACAGUGACAUUAUAUUACACAAUUCUGAGUAAUGAUAUUACACCGAUAUCAAAUAGUUGUAUAUCUGAACAGACUGUGAGUUACAAGCCAUAUAGACAUAUAGUUAUAGGAUUAUAGCAGAUGUCAUUAAAUGAUGUACAUACAGCAAUUUUUCCUUGUGCUUUUUGUAUAGAACACAAUGAUAAAUGUAGUUAUCCGGCGUUC
Ostrea edulis (European flat oyster) is the source of this 3149-nucleotide messenger RNA. RefSeq lists its product as uncharacterized. NCBI's taxonomy places the organism in Eukaryota, Metazoa, Mollusca, Bivalvia, Ostreida, Ostreidae. The transcript is spliced from 3 exons. Bases 369 to 2204 code for a protein of 611 amino acids. The record is from RefSeq and is a predicted model, not a curated record.